This is a messenger RNA of Puntigrus tetrazona (Sumatra barb), 3777 nucleotides long. It is a transcript of the gene mctp2b, whose product is annotated as multiple C2 domains, transmembrane 2b. NCBI's taxonomy places the organism in Eukaryota, Metazoa, Chordata, Actinopteri, Cypriniformes, Cyprinidae. The transcript is spliced from 20 exons. Bases 1183 to 2997 code for a protein of 604 amino acids. Gene Ontology annotation, biological process: regulation of neurotransmitter secretion. Gene Ontology annotation, cellular component: synaptic vesicle membrane. The record is from RefSeq and is a predicted model, not a curated record. Gene Ontology annotation, molecular function: calcium ion binding.
AGUAACUGAGGACAGAACUUGUUUUAACGUACUACAUGUCGCCCUCUACGGGUGCAGCGGGGUUAGUUUCCAAAACCUAGUCAGCAAGGCAGGUUGCUUAGUACGCCCUUUCCAACCUUACUGAAGGCCCCUUUUUUCCCAUAGUUUUUAUAGCGCUCUGCCUGCCAGAAGUUGCAGCGUGCUGCAGCUCGUCUUGUUCUCACAAAAUGAUAGUCUUGUCCGGAAGCAGCCUGGUUUUGCCUCAUGCACUGAUGUUGCACUUAAGUAUUAACCACAUCCUUGUCAAAGCCAAACCCACACGCAUGACAAAACCAACUGAGUUUACUAAACAGCAUGUCAUCUGAUUGAAGGGAAAAUGAUGCAGACUGCACUUGUUUGGGCCAAGUGUUGUGCUGAAAUACGAGGCCACGCAGUUGACUGAAAGGUCCUGAAAGGUGAUACCUUAUAAGAAUACCUAAGGAAACAUAUUCAUUGGGCAGAUUACUAUGUCUAAAUUGUCAGUUAUUUAAAAAAAUCUUUGAAUUUUAAAUGCAAAUGUUUUCUAUCAUCGUUUCAUACAUUUUUGACAUAUUUUGAUUAAUAAGUGUCAAUGGUAAUAAAUAUCUUAUGAUGUAACGUGGAAUAUCAUAUUUUGUUUGCUCUUUGAAGACACAUGAGUGAAGAUGUUUAAAUAUUUAUUUUUGAUUUUUUUUUUUUUUUCAAACAUUGUAAUACACAUUUUAAUAUGCAAUGAGUCAUUUUAAAGAUGUUUUUUUUUUUUACUAUGCAUUUUGGCAUUUUCUUGGUUUUAUUCGUUUGACAUUUCAAUCUGAACUAACUUAAUGUGCCGCAAAAGGUCAUAUUGAUUUUUCUGAAGACAUGUGACAUACUGUAUCUCGAGUGUCUACGGGGGUCUUCUGUGAUGUCAUUUCCCGUUUUAAGGAUUUCUUGUCAAAACGAUCUCAACCAACUGUACAGCAGAACUAUAAAGUGGGAGUAAAAAUAAAUUGAAAUAAACAUUUUUCAGGCACAAGUGAUCCGUAUGUGAAAUUCAAGCUGGACGGGAAGACCUUGUACAAAAGUAAAGUGGUGUAUAAAAAUCUCAACCCUGUGUGGAACGAGACUUUCUCCUUCCCGAUCCGCAACCUGGACCAGAAACUCUUCAUCAAGGUUUACGAUCGAGAUCUGACAACGGAUGACUUCAUGGGGUCCUGCGGUGUUGAGCUGAACAAACUGGAGCUUGAAAAAAGCAGCGAGAUGGCGCUUUCGCUGGACGACCCCAACAGCCUGGAGGACGACAUGGGGGUCAUCGUCGUCGAUAUCUGCUUAUCUGUGAGGGACAACAAAAACAAGAAACAAAGGUGGGCCCAAAGGAAAAAAAGGAGCCUCGCGGGAAGUACAACGGAGCAUAACAAGCGUCUCACGGAGUCUAUGAAGAAGAGUCAGCUCUGGACCGGGAUAUAUACCAUCACUCUGGUGGAGGGCCGGGACUUACAGCUGGACGGACAGGGGGACGUGUUUGUGCGCUUUAAACUGGGAGAUCAGAAAUAUAAAAGCAAGAGUCAGGUGAAGAAGGUCAGCACACAGUGGAGAGAAAGAUUCGACUUCACCCAGUUUCCGGAUACGUCCAGCGUACUAGAGAUUGAAGUGGUGGGGAAAGAGGGACGGAGAUAUGAGGAUUGCUACGGACAGUGUGAGAUCGACCUGUCUGGGUUGCCGCUCAACGAAUCCACGCUGUUUAAACGCGAGCUGGACCCGGGACGAGGCAGGCUGGUGUUCCUCGUCACCCCCACUCCCUGCACCGGAGCCUCCAUCACGGAUCUGGUCGCUCCUCCGCUGGAAGAGCCUCACGAGAGAGACAACAUGCUGCUUAAAUAUAGUUUCAGAAACUCCCUGAAGGAUUUGAAGGAUGUUGGUUUUCUUCAGGUUAAAGUGAUCAAGGCCACUGACCUCAUGGCUGCUGAUCUAAACGGAAAGAGCGACCCAUUUUGUGUCCUGGAAUUGGGAAACAACCGGCUGCAGACCCACACCAUAUACAAGACCCUCAACCCUGAGUGGAAUAAAGUCUUUACGUUCCCAGUAAAAGACAUUCAUGAGGUCCUGGAAGUGACUGUGUUUGAUGAGGAUGGAGACAAAGCCCCAGAUUUCUUGGGGAGGGUGGCCCUUCCUUUACUCUCAAUACGUAAUGGUCAGCAGGUCGUUUGUCCUCUGAGAAAAGAGAACUUGAGGGGACUGUCUAAAGGAAGCGUAGUGCUGGAGCUGGAAGUCAUUUACAAUUCUAUCAAAGCAAGCAUCAGGACCUUCACACCUAGAGAACAGAAGUUCAUGGAGGACAAUGCCAAGUUUUCUAAGAAGGUUCUUGCCAGGAAUGUUCUUCGAGUGAGGAACCUCUAUCGUGCCAUCUGCCACACCAACCAGUUCAUCAAGAGCUGUUUCCAAUGGGAAAGCGUGCAGAGGAGCAUCAUAGCAUUUCUGGUCUUUGUUGUAACAGUGUGGUACUGGGAUUUCUACAUGCUGCCCAUGUUCAUGGUCCUUCUCAUUGCGUGGAACUAUCUCCAGAUCGCCUCUGAGAGAGUCACCAGAGACCUAGACACCAUGGAGUUAUAUGAAGAGGAAGAUGAAGAUGAAAAGGAAUCAGAAAGAAAAGGUCUGAUGGAGAAAAUUCACAUGGUUCAGGAGAUUGUCAUUACGGUCCAGAACCUUCUAGACGAGAUUGCAAGCUUUGGUGAAAGAAUAAAGAAUACAUUCAACUGGUCAGUGCCAUUCUUGUCUAAUCUGGCCUUCCUGGUCCUCGUCAUGGCCACGGUGUUCACUUACUUUAUUCCAGUACGCUACAUUAUUUUAGCAUGGGGUAUACAUAAAUUCACAAAGAAACUGCGCAAUCCAUAUGCCAUUGAAAACAAUGAGCUGAUGGAUUUCCUCUCCAGAGUGCCUUCAGACGUUCAGAUGGCACAGUACACCGAACUGAGCAGCUGUAAUUUCUACAGUCCUUACAGGAGAAGAAAAGCAUCUCCUUAGACACUAAAAGGAGAAAACCUGGUCUCCUGAGAACAUUCUGUGUGAAGAGCCUUUGAAGGUGCCAGUACUUGACGGCCAGGGAAAGAUUUCAGCAUGUAUUUAAAAAGGUGAAUUGCAGUUGAUCUGCUUUUUUUGAGCGAAUUGAAAUCGCCCACCUCAGAUGGUCCGGUCUUCACUGCUGGGUCGUGCUGAACCGCCUUGGUUGAUAACACAGAUGCAUAUUAACACUCACAGCAGCGUUGAGGGAUGAAGAAAUGUAAAUGGCUUAAAGCGAACAGUUAAAGAGUAUGAUACACCGCAGUGGGCCUUAAAAGUUUAAACGACACAUCGUGUACAGUACGAGUGCAAUACAGUCCAAUGCUUUGCUGUUUUAUACUCGAUGCACUUCCUGUCAAAAGUUUCGUAAAGACGUUUGUAAAGUUGCGUUCUCUACAAGCUUAUUUUUGUUGAAUUGAACAUAUAUUGAAACAGUGUUUUCCAAAGGUGGUUUCAUUCCUUUUGUUUUUAUCUACUUGCAUUUUAAUUAUUGCAGAAUCAUGCAUGCAUGGAAAAAAAAACAUUUUAAAGCGCCUUUGACAGACUCUAGGUGUCAGUUAUUUGAACUACAUUCUUCAGAUUUUUAUUUUUUUUGUGCAAUAUGUUUCUAGACAUACAGAUUUUUACAGAUUGACUUCUGCUCACGUGAGCGUUUAUGAAUAUCACGGACGUUUGAGCGAGUAUUUUUGUACUCUUUCGGUUUUGUAUCACGGCCGUUUCACAGUAAACAUUUACCGCAUUUAA